AUGUCUCAGUUUCGUCGAUUUUGCGGAGAUGAUGAGAUCGCGGCUCUUUUACAAGAGCUAAACGACGAAGGUGAUGCUUUUUAUAAUACUAACGAUGUUGAUCCAAUUGCUGACUUUAGUGAUGACAGUGAGGUGGAAGAUGAGGUAAUAUUACCAAACGAUCAUUCAAGUGAAAGCGAAUUAUCAGUAGAAGAAGAACAUAGCUCUUCACCUCAAUCUCGAGCUGCUAAAGUUUAUAACAGAUAUAUUGAACUAGACAAUGAAUUCAGAAGUAGGGAAUUCAAAACGACUACAAGAGGCGAAAUUUUAGCACUUAUAGGAAUAUUAUUCUAUAUGGCCACAUGCAAGACAAGUCGUGCGAACGCAAAAAGUUUUUGGAAAACAGACGGUACUGGUAUGGUAUUAUUUCGUGCAGCGUUCAGUUACAAUAGAUUUUUCUUUUUAUUGCAAUGUCUUCGGUUUGAUGAUUUGGAUACUCGGGUUGAAAGACAACAAUCUGAUAAACUUGCUGCAGUAAGAGAAAUGUAUACACUUUUCAAUGAUAAUAACAUGAAAAAUUAUUCCCCUUCAGAAUUCGUUACUAUAGAUGAAAAUAUGUUGUACGCUUUUAGAGGGAGGUGUAGUUUCAUACAAUACAUGCCGGCCAAGCCUGCAAAAUAUGGACUUAAAUUGUAUGCAUUGUGUGAUGCGAAAACAUUUUACGUCUAUAAUUUUGAGAUAUAUUGUGGCAAACAAAACCCCGGACAGUUUCUCGUAUCCAACAAACCAUUUGACAUUGUUAUGCGACUUAUUGAACCUCUAAAGACCUCAAAACGAAAUUUGACAACCGAUAAUUAUUAUGGUAGUUAUCCCUUGGCACAAGAGUUACUCAAAAAGGGUAUAACCCUCGUCACCACUUUGAAAAAAAAUAAAACCGAUAUUCCACCAGGAUUUCUUCCAAAUCCAAAACCUGUAAUUUUAUUAUCUACUAUGCAUGAUGGUCCUGGUGACAUAAACGAAGAAACCGGAAAGCCUGAAAUCAUCCAUGAUUACAAUAAAACAAAAAGUGGAGUAGACACAGUUGACCAAAAGUGCUCGGUAGCUUCAACAGCUCGGAAUACUAGAAGAUGGCCGCUUGCAUUGUUUUUCCGUUUCUUGGAUAUGGCUGGGGUAAAUUCUCAUAUUUUAUACGUUGCCAAUAAUAUAUCAAUGUACAAUUAUCGCAAAUUUCGAAGGUUGCCGUUUCUUCAAAGGCUCGCCACGAAUCUCUUAGAAGAACAUUUGAAAGAAAGGGCCAAAGUGAAGGGUCUUCCUAAAGAUGUACAGUACUUUCUCGCUAAAUACAAAAAUGAAGAUGUUUGCUCUGUUACUCAUGGAGAGAAUCUACCGAAAUCUGGAGCUUGUCAUGCAUGUGGAACAAGAAAAAACAACAAAACUACGGUUAGAUGUUCCCUUUGUACUCGUUUUGUUUGUAAGAAACAUUGCACGAAUGUAAUCAAGUGCCACUCAUGUUAA
Melanaphis sacchari is the source of this 1494-nucleotide messenger RNA. RefSeq names its product piggyBac transposable element-derived protein 4-like. NCBI's taxonomy places the organism in Eukaryota, Metazoa, Arthropoda, Insecta, Hemiptera, Aphididae. Bases 1 to 1494 code for a protein of 497 amino acids. The record is from RefSeq and is a predicted model, not a curated record. The transcript has 4 exons.